This is a messenger RNA of Penicillium paradoxum, 330 nucleotides long. Its product is annotated as transcriptional regulator family: Helix-loop-helix. The coding region runs from base 1 to 330 and encodes 109 amino acids. Gene Ontology annotation, molecular function: protein dimerization activity; DNA-binding transcription factor activity, RNA polymerase II-specific; RNA polymerase II cis-regulatory region sequence-specific DNA binding. Lineage: Eukaryota; Fungi; Ascomycota; Eurotiomycetes; Eurotiales; Aspergillaceae. The transcript has a single exon. The record is from RefSeq and is a predicted model, not a curated record. Gene Ontology annotation, biological process: regulation of transcription by RNA polymerase II.
AUGAAUCCAGAAGAUGAUCAUGACCGGUCCUCCUCGACGCCGAAUGGCACCUCCAAGCAAGGAUCUGCCCAGGACAAGCCUCGCCUGACCGAUCAAGAAAAGAAGAGCAAUCAUAUUGCCUCGGAACAAAAACGCCGUGCAGCUAUUCGGGAAGGCUUCGAUCGUUUGACAGAACUAGUCCCCGGUUUGGAGGGGCAGGGUCGGAGUGAGAGUAUAGUUCUACAGAAGACCGUGGACUUCAUCCACGUGAAGCUUCGAGAGCGCCAUGAGCUCAUCGCAGAGAUCGAGAGCAAAGGUGGUCGCGUAGACGACUCCUUCCGCCCAACAUGA